This is a messenger RNA of Oncorhynchus nerka (sockeye salmon), 1784 nucleotides long. RefSeq lists its product as uncharacterized. The transcript is spliced from 2 exons. NCBI's taxonomy places the organism in Eukaryota, Metazoa, Chordata, Actinopteri, Salmoniformes, Salmonidae. The coding region runs from base 14 to 997 and encodes 327 amino acids. The record is from RefSeq and is a predicted model, not a curated record.
UCUAUGAUCAAAGAUGGCGGGCACCUCCGACCCACUGGAAGAUAUGCUAUUUUCCGAGGUGGAUGAAAAAGCUGUGAGCGAUUUAGUGGGCUCUUUGGAGUCACAACUUGUUGGACAAAGCAACCCUGCAAAUACUCAGUCGGAAAACAGAGGUGCUGGGACUACAGUCACUGCAAACCAUCACUUAGGGAAAACGCUACCAGCCCAAGUGGGUAACGUUACUACACUAGUACAGCAGCAGCAGCAACAACAAGAAGGACAACAUAAAGCUGGGAUGCACCAGGAGAUGAACUCUAACGAAAUUAGCUCAGAGAAAACUGUUACAUCUUCUUCGCUGAGUUCUAUUCCGUCCUUUGAGGAAGCUUCCACCACUUCAGGGACUGGAGUAAACGCUACCAAGAGCGGUUUGCAAUCACAUGGAACAUCAUCUAUCACAACACUACCUGCAUCUGGUGGUGUAACAACUUCUCCGCUUGUCAACAGCAGUAGUAUCAUCAUCAGCAGCACCACCCGAGGUUCCGCUCUGGCUUCAGGUCAGACUUCAACAGACAGUGUCGAUCAUCCAAGAAAACGCAUAACUGCAUCGUUACGGAGUGCAUCGGCGGGAAUACAGAGUUUGAACGGCACCGGAGGAGCGGUAACGUCAAGGAAUAAUCCCCCUGCCGCGGGAACUGAUGCGUUGAUUAAUAACAUUAGCACUGUGUCUAGCAGUGCAAGUGCAGCAAACUCAAGUCGGACCGUUGACGUUACAUCUUGUGUAAAUACGACGAAUUUCACUUUAUCUAGCUCCAGCUUUUCCUCAACUCAGUCAGCGAUUCCCCUGGAUAAGGGGACUCCUACUAUUGCUUUGCAAAGACUACCAAGUCACAUUGUAGCGAGCAUCGCGCAGAAUGGAAAUGGCACUACCGUCUCGGCCUUGGUUAAACAAGGCGCGAUAGGACCGAUCACUUCUGCAGCAGCUUCGCAAGUGAACCACAAAAAGAGGGUUCUGAAGUGAAGUCGGACGCUCCCGUGCAGUCCAAAAUAGCCAUGUCCAGUCGGUUAGGUGUUGUCAAUUCCGUAAUAAACUCUGUUUCCUCUCCCUCUGCUGUUUUCAACCUAGCAGCGACUUCUACUGCAAGUCUUGUCAUGGCAAAGCCUGCUGUCAAUGUUGUUGGACAAACAACAACGGUUGGAGUGGUAAGGUCUCCGUCUGUGGCCACAGCUACACAGCCCCUGCUUCAACCAGGAGUCCAAGCAGCUCAAAGAAUUGUUGCCCCCCAGCUGAUUGUCAGACCCCCCCAACAACCACAGACGACCAUUCAACUGCCACCUGGGUUUACCAUCCCACCGGUUACCUGUAGCAGCAUGGAGAAUGGAACACCUGGAUAGGGGAAACUGCUCGAGUCACGCAAAAGGGAAUAUAAUAUUUUGUAUAAAGUUCGGAAUGACACAAUUUAAUGUGUAGAACAUUAAAGAGCUGCGUCACUAUACUGAGAGCUUUGCUUUUUCUAAAAAUAUGUAUUUGGUUGUUUCUGGAGCCUUUGUUCAUGUUUUUUGGGGGGGCCCCCCAUACUACACAACACGGAUGAGGAAGUUAUUUGCUGUUUGGGGUAAGUUUCUCAAACACGUGAAAUCAUAAAAAAGUUGUCUGGAACCUAAUAACCUAUCAUCUACAUAAACAUUUAAAAAAAGAGAUUUGGUUGUUAAAAAAAGCCAACUUCUCCUUUACAUCUGUAUUGAUUUUAAGUUAAUUCUGUAUAAUGUUGAAGACGUAUCUGAGAUUGAAUAAAGUUAUUACAUGA